Candida dubliniensis CD36 is the source of this 2004-nucleotide messenger RNA. RefSeq names its product phosphate-sensing transcription factor (gene PHO4). The coding region runs from base 1 to 2004 and encodes 667 amino acids. The transcript has a single exon. Gene Ontology annotation, molecular function: protein dimerization activity. Lineage: Eukaryota; Fungi; Ascomycota; Pichiomycetes; Serinales; Debaryomycetaceae. The record is from RefSeq and is a predicted model, not a curated record.
AUGGACCAGCAAGUUUGGAACCCUAUAUUCUCACCAAGCGGGACAACACCGGGAAAGUCUCCCUCUUAUUAUAAUGAGUUGGCUCCUCAAUCGCAGAAUCACAUAUCUAAUCAAGAUUCUCAACUCCCAUCACAAGCUCAACAACAUCAACUUUUUCAUAUAGAUGGUGGUGGUUCCAAUCAUUCAACUCCUUCAGGUAAUAUCCAACUCCCAUCUUCUUCUCAACAAAACACACCACAUAUUGUUUCUAAUACUCCUACUGCUUUUGCAGAUAGUGAUCAGAUGUUCUUGCAACAUAUGGAAAUGUAUGAAAACCAACAACAGACAAACCAGUCAGCCGGCAAUACUCCGGGACCAAUGUCGUUUCAUAAUCAUAAUCCUAAUUUACAUCAUUCAUCCCAACACCAGCAGCAACAGCACAUAUCUCCUCAUUUGAAUAACGAACAGCAACAACCAUACCAACAUCAACAUUCUCGUUCACGCUCGCAUAUAGAUUCUGAAGUGCCAUCUGCAAACGACACCCCAACUUCUUCUGGUGCUUUGGGCUUAGUGCCACAACCACCACCCGUUUCCUCAACAACCAACCCUCAAUCUUUUGAUCUUGGGUUAGACACAAUAGGUUUUAUCAUUCCCGAGGAGUUGAAUUUUGAUACAGAUCCAAAUCACAUAUCCAGUGCAUUUCCACCGCAAUUACCUGCUGACCAGACUCCAAGUUUAUUAGCAGUCAAUAAGUUGAAACAAUUACAAGAGCAACAACAACAACAACAGCAGCAGCAAGAGCAACAACAGCAGAGACAUCAUGAUCCGUUGAGCGAGCUUUCAUCACCAGUACUACCUGGACAAAAUGACCAAUCAUACAACCCACUGCAUUACUAUCAUCGACAUAAUUCAAGCAAUAAAGUCUUUGUCUCCGGCAAAAAUACUGGAUCUACUGUUUCGGCACCUUCCCAACACGUGAGACCUGAUGCUGUCUUUACUCCUUUAGUCUCUCCCGUUGUUGCUCCAUUAGAUACAAAUAGCAAAACUGACAGGGAAAACAGUAGUGGCCAUAACAAUCCACAUAGUAGCUCAUUUUCCCCUCAACCUGCCUUACAGAUAUCCUUUGAACCAUUGACAUCACCAGCAUUAAAUGCCGAGCCAUCAACGCUAAAAUCUAAAUCCGGAAAUAAGAACCACAAAGAAACCGAUGAUAGAAGAAGGUCAACUAGUUCAGCAUAUGCUCCAAGCAAAGAUGAAAACAAACAAUACAAACGUAGAACUCCACAUGGAACACCAAUUUUACAAGGUAAUACAGGUAAUGCUACCACAAUUAAUGGUAGUGGUAAACCAUACAAGUCACCAAUUACGAAAAAUGGCAAGAAUACUCAAAAGCAGGAUUUUUCUUUUGCAAAUCAGUUUGAGAAGUUGCCUGAAUCUACCAUAACAGUGAAAAGUGAACCACUGGAGGCAUCGCUAGAUGCACCACCACCAACACCACCACAACAACAACAACAGCAGCUAGAUGACAGUAAUCCAAUGUUACCUCCAAAUGGUAGACCAAUUGAAAUAACUGGAGCCCCAUUAAUGGGAUUCACUAUGGGAAAACUAGCUGAAGGUGGAGCAGGAACAAUUGCCGAUAAAAAGCUGGUACGAAGAACAAGUAGUAACAAUGGUAAACUAUCUCGUAAAUCAAGUUAUUCAAAACAUAGGAAUUCAGUAUCAUCAAGCUCCGAUGACUCAUCUUCCACGUCUACUUCAACAUCACCAAGAAUACUAGCAAAUAAUGGUACCAACUCCAGUGGUAAAAAGUCAGAAAAACCAGCAACGAAAAAGGCAUCUCAUAAGUUGGCUGAGCAAGGAAGAAGAAAUAGAAUGAAUAAUGCAGUGCAAGAAUUAGGAAGAUUGAUUCCGCAAAGUUAUCACGAUGAAGUUAGUAUUCCUUCUAAAGCAACAACAGUUGAAUUGGCCUCGAAAUAUAUUACCGCUUUAUUAAAGGAAAUUGAAGAGUUGAAAGAAAUGAAGUAA